Staurois parvus is the source of this 314-nucleotide messenger RNA. NCBI's taxonomy places the organism in Eukaryota, Metazoa, Chordata, Amphibia, Anura, Ranidae. The record is from the annotation of a GenBank genome assembly.
AGGAUGAGAAGAAGGAGAAGGAUGAGAAGAAGGACACGGUUGAAACACUGCUGUAUGGAGUGAUUGUCCCAGAACUGUCAGAAAUAGUCUAUUUCUGACAGUUCUGGGACAUUCACUCCAUACAGCUGUUUCAACCGCUGUAUGGAGGGAAUGUCAUGGAACUGUCAGAAAUAGACUCAUUUAAUGACAGUUCUGGGACUGUCCUUACCAUACAGCGGUUGAAACAUUGUAUGUAUUUUGUUUCUAUAAAUGGAUCCAUUUAUGGAAACAAAUACAUACAAUGUUUCAACCGCUGUUUGGAAGGACAGUCCCAG